Messenger RNA from Rodentolepis nana, 1001 nucleotides. NCBI's taxonomy places the organism in Eukaryota, Metazoa, Platyhelminthes, Cestoda, Cyclophyllidea, Hymenolepididae. The record is from the annotation of a GenBank genome assembly.
ACGAUGAAUCCUUGAGGUCUGAUGCUCGAUACAUCACUGACAUUCCGUAUUUUCAAGGCGAUCUCUGGCCCAAUGUCAUUGAAUUUUGUCUACAGUACAUUUCUUCUAAUUUCAAGCGUGCCUUCAAUAAAGUCCGUCAAAUAACGCAAAAUUCCAUGUCAUUGGGCGAUAUACUGAUGAAUCCAAACCUUGGUUUUACUUUCGACGAAGCGGCUCGAAAACUUCUUUACGACACAUUGAAGGAUUAUCGGAAAGACUUCCAUGUUGUCCGCCUCAAUUCUCCAUGCAAUCCUGUGCGUAUUGUCGAUCCUGAUCAACUUAUCUGGGGCCAAUGCUUGCAGAAUAGGGAAAAGUUUGUCAUGGAGGUGAAUAGGAACAAAUUGGAUUUCGCCAUCCUCAGAGAGGCCAAAUUCCUAACAACAUCGAUGCUCUUUGAAUUGCACAAAGAGAACAAUGACAUGAAGUUAUAUUUCUGCCACGUUUGUCAGUCAAUAAUUAGCAGAAGAUGGAAAUGUAACAUAUGUCGCGACUUUUACCUUUGUCCUGACUGUCAUCAAGCUGGAGAACAUCCUCAUUUUAUGCUCGAAUACCAACCAAUGUCUGCUAUUCCCGUAUAUGCUCUUCCCACUUUUCUCGAAGACUUCUGUCAUGCCAGUCAAUGCCAGCGUCCUAGCUGUGAACGCAAGAAUUGUAGACUGACGAAGAUGGCAUACAAUCAUUAUAUUGCUUGCCCACAACACACUACCGACUAUUGUUCCAUGUGUUAUCAAAUCAAUUGUUGCAUUACCUCACACUCUACACACUGUUAUCUAGCAAACUGUCCGAUACCGUUCUGUAAAAACCCUAACCCACGCAUCACUCCUCCAAGUUCAGGUCAAUCCAGUCAGCCUCAAAGUCAAUUCACUCGACCGACCACAAGUGCUACUGCACCACAUUCGAUCUGUGAAGUUUGGCAGCAGCAACAGAACAAGAUACAACUAAAUCAACAUCUCGAAAUAUAA